Messenger RNA from Ruditapes philippinarum (Manila clam), 1284 nucleotides. RefSeq names its product medium-chain acyl-CoA ligase ACSF2, mitochondrial-like. The record is from RefSeq and is a predicted model, not a curated record. Lineage: Eukaryota; Metazoa; Mollusca; Bivalvia; Venerida; Veneridae. Bases 190 to 1023 code for a protein of 277 amino acids. The transcript has 2 exons.
UGUCCCAAAGAUCGUCAUUUAAGGCUGUCUGUAAAUUAGAUACACUGGAACUUUUAAAACCCUAAAUAUAUCCUUUUUAACGACAGGCCUUUCAAUUGGGGUGGUGGAUAUCCAGCUUCAAUAUUGACGGGCCAAACAAGGGUGACGUUUUCUGAAUUUUGCGAUCCUCCGAAGGACAGACUUUCCUUUAUGAUUGACGUAAUAGUCAAAGAGAAAUGUUCCAUGAUAUUUGCUCUACCACCUUUGAUGCAUGUGCUUAUCAAAAGACAGGAGGAUUUGCCAUAUGAUUGGCCAGUUGAAGGAAUACUGACUGCUGGACAGCCACUUACUAAGCACUUAGCUAAUUGUGUUGGGAAAGCUUGCAAAUUCCUUCUGUGCACGUAUGGAGGCUCAGAAUUUGCAUUUGCGACUGAAGCAAAGAUCACUGAUCCAAAUGAUUUUGUCGAAUUUGGAUGCGGAAAACCAUUUAAUAUUCCUGGACUGGAAAUCAAAAUAGUGGACGAGAACGCCGAAAUAGUACCCGUCAAUCGGAGAGGAGAAAUAUACGUUCGAUCAGAGAUCAUGUUUCUUGGCUAUUUCAACGAUCCGGAGAAAACAAAAGCUGUGCUCUCCGAAGACGGAUGGUAUAAAACAGAUGAUAUCGGGAGGAUGACCGAAGAUGGUGAAUUCUUUGUAGAGGGUCGAAAAUCCAAUAUGAUUAUUUCAGGGGGAUUUAACGUUGCUCCAGAGAUUCUUGAGAAUGUUAUGAAAACUUUCCCUGGUGUAGAUUCCAUCAUUAUCGUACCAGUUCCGGAUGACGUUUACUAUCAAGUGUUGUGUGCUUGUAUUGUUAAAAAGGAAGAUUGCGAAAUAAGCGAAGAAGAUAUCCGAAAGAAUUGUUGCGAGUAUCACGCAGACAAACCGGGACUUUUUACAGUUCUCCCGAAAUACUACAUGUUCUUUGAAUCAUUUCCUGAAACUAGAAGUGGUAAAACUCACCGGAAGGAAUUGGAAAAGAUAGCACUUGAACGUUUUCAUAACUAAAAUGGCCUCUUGGAACAGUUUUUCGUAUAUCUCUUUUACCCAAUGACUAGCUUUUUGACUAGAGUUUACCAAAAGGUAUUGCCUGUUGUACUUACCACUUUUCACUUUUUAAAUAUAUCAAAUAUCAUGAUCGUUUAAAAUAAGUUUUUAAUAUGAACCUUAUUUAGGAAUGAAUGUCAACCAAUAUCUAUGUAAAAAGACACCUAAGUAGUGUUUGCGUGAGUAAAUGCAUAAUAAAAAUAAAAUGUCAGUUAAACACAA